AUGAGCGACGCUCAGGCAAACGAGGCCGAGAGGAACAUUGAGAUCUGGAAAGUCAAGAAGCUGAUCAAGCGCCUCGAGGCUGCCAGGGGAAAUGGCACCUCCAUGAUAUCCCUCAUCAUUCCACCCAAGGACCAAGUUUCCCGGGCGGCAAAGAUGUUGGCUGAAGAAUACGGCACCGCCUCCAACAUCAAAUCGCGCGUCAAUCGACAGUCGGUCCUUUCUGCCAUCACGUCCACCCAACAGCGCCUGAAGCUUUACAAUAAAGUCCCCCCCAAUGGCUUGGUCGUCUACUGUGGUGAAAUCCUCACGCAGGAAGGCAAGGAACGGAAAGUCAACAUCGACUUCGAGCCCUUCAAGCCCAUCAACACCUCCUUGUACCUCUGCGACAACAAGUUCCAUACCGAGGCAUUGGCGGAAUUGCUCGAGUCAGACCAGAAAUUCGGCUUCAUCAUCAUGGAUGGUAACGGCGCUCUCUUUGGUACCCUCAGCGGCAACACGCGCGAUGUUGUCCACAAAUUCUCCGUCGAUCUGCCAAAGAAGCACGGCCGUGGUGGUCAGUCCGCCUUGCGUUUCGCUCGUCUUCGCGAGGAGAAGCGCCACAACUACGUGCGCAAGGUGGCCGAGCUGGCCGUGCAAAACUUUAUCUCCAACGACAAGGUCAACGUGGCCGGCAUCAUCCUCGCCGGUUCCGCCGACUUCAAAAACGACCUCAACGCCUCCGACAUGUUCGACAACCGCCUGCAGUCCAAAGUCAUCAAGGUUGUUGACGUCUCGUACGGUGGCGAAAACGGCUUCAACCAGGCCAUCGAAUUGUCCUCGGAGACUCUCGGAAACGUCAAAUUCAUCCAGGAAAAGAAGCUCAUUGGCAAAUACUUUGAGGAGAUUAGCCAGGACACCGGCAAGGUAUGCUACGGAAUCGACGACACUCUCAAGGCGCUCGAGCUUGGCGCCGUCGAGACCCUCAUUGUCUUUGAAAAUCUCGAAAUCACGCGCUGGACCUUGAAGGACAGCAAUGGCAGCGAGAUCAUACUCCACACUACCAAGCAGCAGGAACACGGCAGCCGAGAAAACUUCCUCGAUAAGCAGACAGGCCAGGAGAUGGAGAUUGUCUCCCAAGAGUCAUUCCUUGAAUGGAUUGCUGAGCAUUACAAGGACUUUGGCACGGCCCUUGAGUUUGUGUCGGACCGCUCCACCGAGGGCAACCAGUUCGUCAAGGGCUUUGGUGGCAUCGGCGGCAUCCUUCGCUACAAAGUCAACUUUGAGCAGCUGAAUGACCUCGACGACGAUGAUGACUACUACGACGCGGAUUCCCUCGUCAUCGGCGAGGGAGCUGCUCAAGUUCAACCGUCCGCGCACAACGAGGAUGAGAGGAGUCACGACGCGCCGAGGUCGACCGAUGCCGCGCCAAUGUCGCUUACUCAACGGUGUUUGAUGCAAAGGGCUGAUUCCCCGCCUCACAAGCAAGGCCAUGAGGCGUCGCGGCCAAGCCCCCUUCGCUCAGUGAUGACGGCGACUUGA
Messenger RNA from Hirsutella rhossiliensis, 1518 nucleotides. RefSeq names its product eRF1 domain 2 domain-containing protein. Lineage: Eukaryota; Fungi; Ascomycota; Sordariomycetes; Hypocreales; Ophiocordycipitaceae. Bases 1 to 1518 code for a protein of 505 amino acids. The transcript is spliced from 5 exons. Gene Ontology annotation, molecular function: sequence-specific mRNA binding; translation release factor activity, codon specific. The record is from RefSeq and is a predicted model, not a curated record. Gene Ontology annotation, cellular component: translation release factor complex; cytosol. Gene Ontology annotation, biological process: cytoplasmic translational termination.